Naegleria gruberi is the source of this 2830-nucleotide messenger RNA. Its product is annotated as pyruvate phosphate dikinase. Gene Ontology annotation, molecular function: kinase activity; ATP binding; pyruvate, phosphate dikinase activity. The record is from RefSeq and is a predicted model, not a curated record. Lineage: Eukaryota; Heterolobosea; Eutetramitea; Acrasida; Naegleriidae. The transcript is spliced from 2 exons. Bases 41 to 2788 code for a protein of 915 amino acids. Gene Ontology annotation, biological process: pyruvate metabolic process; phosphorylation.
CAAUAAUAACUGCAAAGAUUUCAUUUAAUAAUAACAAAAAAUGUCAUCCAAUCCAAGUAAAUUUUGUUACUUUUUUGGUAUUGAUCCAAAAAGUGGUCAAAAUUUAACAGAAGGUAAUCGUAAUAUGAAAGAUUUAUUAGGUGGUAAAGGAGCUAAUUUAAGUGAAAUGUGUAAUUUAGGUGUUCCUGUUCCACCUGGUUUUACAAUUUCAACUGAAGCCAAUGUUUUAUUUAACAAACAUAAUAAUUAUGCUUCUAAUAUUGAAUUGGAAGGUGAAACUAAAGUUACUAAAGAUCAACUUCCACAACAAAUUAUUGAUGAAGUUAAUCAAUAUUUAACUAAAUUAGAACAAGUUGCUGCUAAGAAAUUUGGUUCUCUUCAACAAGAAGGUGAUAGAGUUUUACUAGUUUCUGUUAGAAGUGGUGCAGCAGCAUCAAUGCCAGGUAUGAUGGAUACAAUUUUAAAUUUAGGAUUGUGUGAUGAUAAUUUACAAUUAAUGAUUUCCAAUUUUGGUGGUAAUGAAAGAUUUGUAUGGGAUUCAUAUCGUAAUUUAAUUCAAAUGUUUGGUGAUGUAGUGAUGGGAGUCAAGUAUGAAAAAUUUGAAGAAAAUAUUCAAAAACAAAAAAAGAAGAGAGGUAUUUCAUUAGAUAUUGAUUUAACAUUGGAAGAAAUUAAAGAAAUUGUUCAAGAUCAUAAAGAAACAAUUAGAGAAAUGACAGGUGAAGAAUUUCCACAAGAUACAAGACAACAAAUGUUUAAAGCAAUAAUAGCAGUAUUUCAAUCAUGGUCAAAUAAGAGAGCAAUUCAUUAUAGAAGAAUUCAUAAUAUUAGAGGAUUGAAAGGUACAGCUGUUAAUAUUCAAACAAUGGUAUUUGGUAAUAUUGAUAAGAGAUCAUGUUCAGGUGUUUCAUUUUCUAGAAAUCCAUCAACUGGUGAAAAUAAGUUUUAUGGUGAAUAUUUAACACAAGCACAAGGUGAAGAUGUUGUUUCAGGUGUUAGAACUCCUGAAAAGAUUGAAAAUUUAUCAAUUGAAUUUCCACAAUGUUAUAAUGAAUUAAUUAAUAUUUCACACAAAUUAGAAAAACAUUAUAAGGAUAUUCAAGAUAUGGAAUUUACAAUUGAAAUGAAUCAAUUAUACAUGUUACAAUGUAGAAAUGGUAAAAAAUCAGCUGCUGCUGCAUUACAAAUUUAUUGUGACAUGUUAGAUGAAAAUUUAAUUACAGAACAAGAAUCAAUUUUAAAAAUUGAUGCAUCACAAUUAGAUCAAUUACUUCAUAAAUAUUUAACAGAUGAAGAAAUUCAAAAACAUGAACCAUUAGCAAGAGGAUUAGCAGCAUCACCUGGUGUUGCAGUUGGUAGAAUUGCCUUUACAUCUGAACAAGCAAUUGAAAUGGCAAAAGAAAGAAAAAUCAGAGGUGAUGUUAUUUUAGUGAGAACUGAAACUUCACCUGAAGAUUUAGCUGGUAUGCAAAUGUCACAAGGUUUUUUUACAACAAAUGGUGGUAUUACUAGUCAUGCAGCAGUUGUUGCUAGACAGAAUGGUAAAUGUUGUGUUAGUGGUUGUUCUGCAUUAAUUGUAAAUGAACAUGAAAAGACUUGUACAAUUAAUGGUAUUGAUUUUAAAGAGGGUGAUAUUAUUACAAUUUCAGGUUCAACUGGUUUAGUUUUUAAUGGUGCAUUGAAAAUGAGUGAACCAACAGUUACAGGUGGUAAUUUUGGUAGAAUUAUGGAAAUUGAAAAAAAGUAUCGUACAAUGGGAGUUUAUGCUAAUGCAGAUACAACAUCAGAUGCAAAGAGAGCAUUAGAAUUUGGUGCUGAAGGUAUUGGUUUAUGUAGAACUGAACACAUGUUCUUUGAAAAGACUCGUAUUAUGGAUAUGAGAAGAAUGAUUUGUGCUACAUGUGAUGAAAAGAGACAAGAUGCAAUUACAAAAUUGAAACAAUAUCAAAAACAAGAUUUUAUUGGUUUAUUUAAUGUAAUGGGUGAUAGAAAAGUUACUAUUCGUUUAUUAGAUCCACCACUUCAUGAAUUUUUACCACAUGAAGAACAUGAAAUUGAAGAAUUAGCUAAUUUAUUGAAUGAAGAUAUUCAUAUUAUUAAGAGAAGAAUUGAAGAAUUAACUGAAAAGAAUCCAAUGUUAGGUCAUCGUGGUUGUAGAUUAGGUAUUACUUUACCUAAAAUUACACAAAUGCAAGCAGAAGCAAUAUUUGAAGCUGCAAUUGAAAGUGAAAGUGAAAUUGUUCAUGUUGAAAUUAUGAUUCCAUUAAUUUCAUCCAUUCAAGAAUUGAGACAUCAAAAGGAAAUUAUUGAUCGUAUUGCACAACGUAUUAUUUCAUCCUCAUCUUCUCUAUCCAAUAAGGUUAAAUAUAGAGUUGGAUGUAUGAUUGAAACACCACGUGCUGCUUUAUUAGCAGAUGAAAUUGCAUCCAUUUCAGAUUUCUUUAGUGUUGGAUCAAAUGAUUUAACACAAAUGACAUUUGGUUUUUCAAGAGAUGAUGCUGAAAAAUUCUUAAAAGAUUAUAUUGAAAUGGAAUUGACUCAAAAUGAUCCAUUCCAAAUAUUAGAUAAUGAAGGUGUUGGUCAAUUAAUUAAAAUGGCAGUACAAAAAGGUAGAAGUGUUAAACCUGAAUUAACAGUUGGUUUAUGUGGUGAACAUGGUGGUGAAAUGAAUUCUGUUCAAUUCCUUCAUACUUGUGGUUUAACUUAUGUUAGUUGUUCACCUUUUAGAAUUCCAAUUGCUAGAAUUGCUGCAUGUCAACAAUCUAUUUUAUCUGCUCAAAAGAAGUAACAAUUUUUAUUAUUAUGAUAAUAAAUUUAAAUUUAUAAUUCU